GGAAUUUUUGAAAAAUGCAGGAAAGUAAAUGCAUCCGUUCUGGCUGAAAUGUUGCGGCUCACUGGUAGGCUAGAAGAGGCGACUACCUCCUUCAAACAACUUGACACCAAGAUAAACGAAAUCUCCGGCAAGAUUAUCCAUCUGGGCGAACAGCUAGAACGCAAAAAUGCUCCUCGUGAGCAUCUCCAAGAUGCUCGAAGGCUCAUUUUAGAAUUCUCGAAGUUCCUUGGGGAAAAUUCGGUAUGUCACCAACAGCAUUUCUUUACUAACGUUUUUCAGUUACUCGAAAAAGCCUCGAGCAUCCGAACUCUUAGCGCACUCUGUCUGGAGUUACCAGAUGAUGAACGUUUCCUUGGUGCCAAACAGAGGAUAACAGGUGUUCAAAACCUUGAGAAUCUACUAGUCAAACGUUUUCGCUACAAUUUUUCCAUCGGAAACUGCGAGAUGAUGCGUCGUAUUGCGGAAGUCCUCGCCUCCACCAAAAGUCAUUCCGUCUGUGCAGAUGUCUUUAUUGAUGAACUGCUCAAGGUAAAGUCGUUCUAG
Molecule: messenger RNA, 543 nt
Organism: Dibothriocephalus latus
Lineage: Eukaryota; Metazoa; Platyhelminthes; Cestoda; Diphyllobothriidea; Diphyllobothriidae
Source: the annotation of a GenBank genome assembly